Molecule: messenger RNA, 2611 nt
Organism: Megalopta genalis
Lineage: Eukaryota; Metazoa; Arthropoda; Insecta; Hymenoptera; Halictidae
Gene: Sec61alpha
Product: SEC61 translocon subunit alpha
Biological process (GO): protein transport
Cellular component (GO): membrane
Source: RefSeq, a predicted model, not a curated record
GACGAAGGGAGCCACGACUCACUACGAUUUGCCAGUCGGGCAUACGCGGCCAGGUUUACUCGUGUUUUAGAUUGAGACGGGGAUCCUAGCGUCUUGUGUUGAUCCCGGACAUCAUCGGAGAGGACCGUUUCUUAGAUUACUGUUCGGUUAGAACCUCGGAUUCAAAAUGGGAUUCAAAUUUCUAGAGGUGAUAAAACCGUUCUGCAGCAUACUCCCGGAAAUAGAGAAGCCGCGACGAAAAAUCCAGUUCCGGGAGAAGGUGUUAUGGACAGCAAUCACAUUGUUUAUUUUCCUGGUAUGCUGUCAGAUUCCUCUGUUUGGCAUUAUGUCUUCGGACAGUGCGGAUCCAUUCUAUUGGAUCCGUGUGAUACUUGCAUCCAAUAGAGGUACUCUUAUGGAAUUAGGUAUCUCACCUAUUGUUACAUCUGGACUGAUCAUGCAGAUCUUGGGUGGUGCCAAAAUUAUUGAUGUUGGUGAUACCAUAAAGGACAGAGCUCUUUUUAAUGGGGCACAAAAAUUAUUUGGUAUGGUGAUCACUAUUGGUCAAGCCAUCGUCUAUGUAAUGACAGGAAUGUAUGGUGACCCGACUGUAAUUGGAGCUGGAGUUUGUUUACUGAUCAUUAUACAAUUGUUCGUUGCUGGACUGAUCGUAUUGUUGUUGGACGAACUGCUCCAAAAAGGAUACGGAUUGGGCAGUGGAAUCUCCUUGUUCAUUGCAACCAAUAUUUGUGAGACGAUCGUAUGGAAAGCGUUCUCUCCUACCACUGUUAACACUGGACGUGGCACGGAAUUCGAGGGUGCUGUGAUCGCAUUGUUCCAUUUGUUGGCCACGAGACAAGACAAAGUUCGUGCCCUUCGUGAGGCUUUCUACAGGCAAAAUCUUCCCAACUUGAUGAACUUGCUCGCCACCAUUUUGGUGUUCGCGAUUGUUAUAUACUUCCAGGGCUUCCGUGUUGAUUUGCCAAUCAAAUCUGCCAGAUAUAGAGGCCAGUACAGUAGCUACCCUAUUAAACUGUUCUACACCAGCAACAUCCCGAUUAUUCUUCAGUCCGCAUUAGUAUCGAAUUUGUACGUUAUUUCGCAAAUGCUGGCAGUCAAGUUCCAAGGUAACAUCAUCGUGAAUCUUCUGGGAGUGUGGUCGGACGUCGGCGGCGGAGGGCCAGCUAGGUCCUAUCCUGUCGGAGGAUUAUGUUACUAUUUAUCACCGCCGGAGUCCGUGGGCCACAUAUUACAAGAUCCGAUACACGCCGUCCUCUACAUCUUCUUCAUGCUCGGGUCUUGCGCUUUCUUCUCAAAAACGUGGAUUGACUUCUCCGGUAGUUCAGCCAAAGACAUUGCCAAGCAGCUGAAGGAGCAACAGAUGGUGAUGAGGGGGCACAGAGACAACUCCAUGAUCCACGAAUUGAACAGAUAUAUCCCGACUGCUGCAGCCUUCGGCGGUUUGUGUAUCGGUGCUCUGUCAGUGUUGGCAGAUUUCUUGGGCGCAAUCGGCUCCGGCACCGGUAUUCUGCUAGCCGUGACUAUUAUAUAUCAAUACUUCGAGAUUUUCGUCAAGGAGCAAAGUGAAAUGGGUGGCAUGAGCACACUGCUAUUUUAAUUCGAAUUCUCCUGCAUAGACUUUAAAAGUGAACUUUUUUUAAUUCCGAAGAACUGAAAUAAUAAUAAUUUAUUGUAACGCAAGCCCGACGACGUGAGGCGACGUCGACGCCUGUUGGUCACAUACUGGCGGGACUGGAGAACGGGGCGGUCUUCAUUUUGUAUCGAACCGCACAGCAAAACAAAAAGGAAACAUAAUCGCAUUACACACAUAUAUGAACAUUAUGUGAUAGACUUCUCCUUAAAACAAUUUAUUUUUCUUUUUUUUUCUCGCAUACGAUCGUCAUAUUCUAGAGAAAUAUUUAAUUAUCGUUUCAUGCUCUUUCAUAUAUCAAAUUUUUAACCGGACAGCAUCAACGCGAGACAUAUGUUGACGGAACGUAUUGAGAACACGUUCACGUAUAUGAAAAAUGCUCGAAUGUAAAUACCGGGCUUCGACGUCCGGGAUUCUCAAGGAAGGAUGUAAUAUCUGUUACACGACGAGCGAUGUACAUAGGAAGAAAGUAAUUAAAUAUUUUCAACAUUUUUAAUAGUGUUCUAUACUCCGAGUGAUCGAACGAAAUCACGCUAAAAACUCUCUUUCCAUCUCCAUCUUUACUCUCUCUAUCUAUCUUCUUCUUCCAAAGGGCGAGAUUCGAGUGGUUGAAAACCAUAAUCUAUGUAAUCAUUUCUCGAGGACGAGACACCCACCUAGGGUAUAUUCGCGGAACAUGUUCAAAUGAGUGUUCAAUCGUACCAUCAUCCCUGUAUUGAUUACAAAAAUUCCACUAAAUUAAUUGCUUUCUCAUAUGUAUUUAGGAGGGUGCGCUGUUAGAACAAAAAAAAAGGUUUCCGUUUUCACUGCUAUCUGUUCCUCUGCUCCAAAAGCGACGAAAAAGCACUGUACGAUGCGAGCAUGCGAAGGUCUGUAAUUGUAAGCAUACUGCAUAAUAUUUAUACGGCGUCCUAUGAACUGUAUAUUACUUAGUUGUACAACAAACAAGAAAAAAUGGAAUUUCUUAUUUUAUAUACCAUA